UGCCUGGCCUAUACGCACGGUUGGUAGCCGUGUGCGUGCAGAGCGCGCCUGGCACGGCGUAAAUGUGUUUGGUGAAUGGCGUAGCGGGGGGCGGCCGCAGCGGAGGAGGAGGCGCCCCGGCGGUUUGGUACCGAGCGGAGAGGGAGAUGCACACGGCACUCGAGUGAGCUGCUGCAUUACCCCUCUAAUCCCCACUUCUCCAUGUCCCAACUUCUCUUUCCUUCUGACCCCCACCUGCUGUAAAGGAGGAGGAACUACUCCAGCUUUCCUCCAGCUACUGGAAAAGAAUAGAAACAGAGAUGAAGGUACACAUGCACACAAAAUUUUGCCUCAUUUGUUUGCUGACAUUUAUCUUUCAUCAGUGCAAUCAUUGCCAUGAAGAUGGACAUGACCAUAGCCCUGAAGAGAGUCAUGUACACAACCAUAAUGACUAUCAGAUCUCGGAGGCACCAUAUCUCCAGAAUGGAGGAGCGGAAUCUGCACCAAGUAAACUUUCAGUGCUGGAAGCUGAAAAUGAACAAAAAUACUACAUUGAAAAACUUUUUGACCAUUAUGGUCAAAAUGGAAGAUUGUCAUUUUUUGGUCUCGAAAAACUGCUAACAAGCCUUGGUCUUGGAGAGUUAAAAGUAGUGGAGAUUAAUCAUGAGGAUAUUGGCCAUAAUCAUGUUUCCCACUUGGAUGCUUUAGAAGUACAAGAAGGAAAGCAUUCUCAUUCUCAUAACCAUCCUCAUUCUCGUAGCCACUCAGGUCCAGAAAACCAAACUGUGAAUGGUGUAUCUACAAAGAGAAACCAUAAAUGUGACCCUGAAAAAGACACAAUAGAGUCAUCUGUGAAACCUGCCCUUAAGCGUGUUCAUGACAACAAUCGUCACCACCACCAUCAGCGUCAUCUGCAUCAUCACCUUGACCCUAAUGGUACUACUCAUAAUGAUUCAGUCAGUCAGAGCGAACAUGGAGAGCCAAGCCAUGAACCUUCAACAGAGACAAACACUACCCAGGAACAACCUGAGAGAAAACUACAGAAACAUAAGAAGAGACGAAAGGGAAAGAAAUUCAGUGAAACAUCAGUAGAUACUGUACAAGGUUUUGCUCAAGACCAUGAUCCAAGUGAUCAGUAUGAGCACAAUCAUGUUCAUAAACAUGAUCAUGUACACGAUGCAUCUCACUCACAUGUACACAUUCAUGAACACGAUACUGACCAAGCCACCGGUCAUGGACACCAAGAUCCUAAUCCAGGUAACGAGGAUGGACAUCGCCAUACCAACAAGCGUGAAGCUCCUCAUAAACGGAUUAGUGUAAGAAAACAUGCUAUCUUUUCAACGCAUAGUCACAAGGAUCACAGUGAGGAUGAACAUCAGCAUGAAGAGUGUUUAAAUGUCACUCAACUACUGCGGUACUAUGGUCUUGGAACCAACUCUCCAAUAUCUCCUGACUUGUUUACGUACCUGUGCCCUGCAUUGCUGUAUCAGAUUGACAGAAGACUUUGUAUUGAGCAUUAUGAUGAUUUGCUGGUUGAAGACAUGAAGAAAGAUAAAAGUGAAGCAGCUAUGAAUAAAGAUAAAAUAGGUGCAUCAGCCUGGCUUUGUGGUAUCAUUUCUAUCACUGUCAUUAGCCUGCUCUCCUUGCUAGGCGUGAUCUUGAUACCCAUCAUUAACCAAGGGUGCUUCAAAUUCCUUCUAACCUUCCUGGUUGCCCUGGCCGUUGGAACACUGAGUGGAGAUGCUCUACUCCAUCUGUUGCCACAUUCGCAAGGAGGCCAUAACCACAGUCACCAUGAGGACCAUGGUCAUAUUCACGAACACAGGCAUUCUCAUGGACAUUCCCAUGGGCAUGGAACAGGAACUGAAAGCUUUCUGGAAAAAUAUGAUGCAGUAUUGAAAGGGCUCGUAGCUCUUGCAGGCAUUUAUCUUUUGUUCAUCAUUGAACACUGUAUAAGAAUGUUUAAGCACUACAACAAACAAAAGUUUUGUUACAAACUAGACACUGACAGUUAUCUGUUUCAGUCUAAACAGAAGUGGUGCAAGAAAAAACAGAAGACUGAAGAAUCACCAAUUGGAAGGAAGCUUUCAGAACACAAACUGAAUAAUAGGCCAAAUGCUGACUGGCUUCAGCUCAAACCCCUGGCAGGUGCAGAUGACUCAGUUGUAUCUGAAGAUCGACUUAAUGAAACUGAACUAACUGAUCUAGAUGGCCAGCUGGAAUCCCCUCCUAAAAAUUUUCUGUCUGUCGAAGAUGGAAACAACAUACACCAUUCUCACAAUGACGUCUCUCACUCUGUUCACGACCAUGAUCUUCAUGAUACAGAAUAUGAUGACAACCAUGGAGAGGAUAAAAUAGCUAGGAAACAUAACCAUCACUGGCAUCACAAACAUUCCCAUCAUUCUCAUGGUCACUGCCAUUCUGGAAAGGACCUGAAAGAUACUGGGAUUGCUAAUAUAGCUUGGAUGGUAAUUAUGGGAGAUGGCAUCCACAAUUUUAGCGAUGGUUUAGCAAUAGGAGCAGCUUUUAGUGCCGGACUGACAGGAGGAAUUAGUACAUCUGUAGCAGUGUUUUGUCAUGAGCUUCCCCAUGAAUUAGGUGAUUUUGCCGUGCUGCUUAAAGCAGGUAUGACAGUAAAGCAAGCCAUUGUGUACAACCUCCUGUCUGCUAUGAUGGCUUACAUAGGGAUGCUGAUAGGCACAGCUGUUGGACAGUAUGCCAAUAAUAUCACUUUAUGGAUCUUUGCAAUCACCGCGGGCAUGUUCCUUUAUGUUGCAUUGGUAGAUAUGCUUCCAGAAAUGCUUCAUGGAGAUGGCGAUAAUGAAGAACAUGGAUAUUGUCCAGUGGGGCAAUUCAUUCUCCAGAAUUUAGGCUUGCUCCUUGGAUUUGCUAUCAUGCUGGUGAUUGCACUGUAUGAAGAUAAAAUUGUGUUUGACAUCCAGUUUUGACCAUUUCCAGGAACUGCUGUGUUCCAAUGUUACUGUAUGGCUUUAAGUCUGCACUGUUGUACUGUAUGCACAUUGCUCAGCGAAAAGGCAGUGGCUUGCACUACUACACAAGUACAGUCUAUUUGUUUCCACAUAGAUUAACUUUUGCUGCUUGCUAACUAAAAUAAGACAUGGUGCACAUACUGUACCUUCCAAACUCAAGUGACAGGACUUAAGUCGGAAACGUUGCAUAUGAAAAGACAAAGUUGUGUGUGCUGUACAUGAAGCAUUGUGCAACUGUUUACAAAUCAGCAUGCAGCGAAAGAUCUAGUCUGUCCUGGAAAUGUCUUUUCACAUUACAGUUGAACAGAAUCUAAAAAACAUUAAAGGUGAAAUCCAUCCCUCUGCAAAUGGGCCUGCACAAGGUCUUUGUGCUAUGUAAUUCCCACAUAAGGCUUACAUGCCAUGUAUACCUCAUGCUGGCCCUCUGCACAAUGGUGGAUGUUACUCUAAGACAAUUAAAUGCUACACUUAGCACCUGACUGGAAAAACUGUGCUUUUUUAAAUUUAAAAAAAUCUGUUUAAAACAUGUUGAUACACACAUUAAACUGCAUUUCAUCGUUCUAAAGUUUGUGUUUAAGGAGGCCGACUGUUGCAGUAUGCACAGGUCUGUGUAAUCGGCUGCAAAGAGCUAUAUUCCAUUGAGGAUCAGUUUUCCUGAUGAAGAUUUAUUUGAUGUUAGCUCCUUGCUAUUGGUAGGAAAAUGAAGUAGAGUUAGUAUUAAUUUGGGGAAGUCCCUGAUGUCAGAAGGUUAAUGGGCUAUUCCUGAUCCUUUGCUUGAGAAGCUAAACAUGCUGAAUAUUGGGUGCCACUUAACCUAAACUACUGAUAAAUUGUGGCUGUGUGUUUGUGCAAACGCACCUCUAACAAAGGAUCCAUAAUGGAAUUUCUCAGUUUUAACAAUUGAAUUUAUUUUGGGAUUCAAAUUUUUUCUCCUUUUUACAGUAAUAGCUUCUGAAAUCCAAUGUACUGAACCCACGUACAAAGAUUAUAUUAAAAAAAAAUGCCCUGUAUAUAUAGUACUGGUGGGUCAUUUACAAUGCUGUAAUAUCAGGUCUGAAUGUAUUACUUCCAUGCCCUGGCAUCAGAGUUUAUAGCACCAGCCAUUGCAGGCAAUAGACUGUGUGCUAGAAGAUUCUCACUUCCAGCAAAAAAGGAGUUAAUAUUUUUUAACAUUUGUUAGAUCUUGGGUAUCUAGGGUAUAUAAAUGCAGCUUUCAUUAAAUUACCGGUACGUGUGAGUUGAGAGGAUAGGGUGAACUAUCAAAAUCCUUAAACUGAUUCUAGCAGGUUACCUUUGCUUACUGCCAAGAUGCUUGUAUUGCCAGAUGUAAAUUAGUUUCCUUUCUCCCCUGCUGUCCUACUAAAAUUGUGAAUUUGUGUGAUGUACAAGCCCUGUUAAUUCUGCAGUCUGACUUGAUAAUCUAGGACCAAUCCUAAGCAUGGUGGUGGUCUUCUUUUAACUUACUGUUCUAGUUUUCAUUUUUAUGUAUGCCAGGUAAGCUGUAUUUUGCUGCACACUGUCAAGUUUUGUUUCAGUCUGCUUAGCAUCAGUGUAGCUGCUAAAAUUGCAUUGGUUUAACAUCUGAAUGAGCCAGUCAGCAGCAUCAUUCUGGUUUAAAAUUAAUCUGUGUUCCUGUUCCUUUUGACCCUUCAGUUUAGCGAUAUAGUUGUUCCUUUUUCUCAGCCACUCCUGCCAGUAUUUGUUCCUAAUGCAGUAUCAAGGAACUUGCAUAUACAGUAUUAAGUGUCCAUUCUAUGAAAGGCAUGGCUUCCUCAGUGAAGACGUCAAAGUCAAGGGUACAAUUCUGCAGUCCUUGGUGCACAAAACACACUGAAGUCAGCUGGAAUUUUGCACAUAAAAACACUAGAUCAGACCCUAAUUAGCACAGACAUCAUCUCAUUUAAUGUUUAGAGUGGAUUUUUGUAACAAAUAUGCUAGGUAAAAUGUUCAAAAGCAAUUAAUGACUUAGGAGUAUAAAGAUAUGUCUGCACUGCUGUUGUGUAGACACUUGCUACAGUGAUGGUUUUUCUGUCACUGGUAAAUCAAGAGGCAGUGGUUAGGUCACCAGCAGAAUUCUUUUGUCAAUAUCUGCCUAGAUCUGUCUAACUACGUCUCUUAUUUCACACCCUUGACCAAUGUAGCUAGGUCAAGCUAAGUUUUAGGCGUAGAACAGACUUUAGGAGCAUAAGUGCCACUGAAUGUCAAUGAGACGAAGGUCCAGCCACUCAAAGGUAUUUAGGUGCCUAACUCCUGUUGAAAUCAAUGGGAGUUAGGCCCCGAUCCUCAAAGGUAUCAAGGGGGGUAAGUGCCCAAUUCACAUUUGAAAAUGGUACUAAGGUACUAACUUUCCAGAAGACCUUUUUCCCACGUGGAAAAACAUGGUCAUAUUAAAGCAUUAGGUAUUGCAUUUUCCACUAAGAAUGGAAUUUGUUUCCUUGUUUGUUACUAUUUAUUGUGAUUGUGAAGAGCAAUAUAACAGCUGUGGCUUCUUCUGUAGGUUUCCACCAGUGUUUAAUUUCAAACCAAUUCAGUGUAGUUUUAUGUCAAGUUACAGACUAUCUGAAUUUCAGUAUACUUGGCUUCAACAUUCCAUUCGGCUUGAAUACAGUCUCAUUUAACAUGUAUUCGUUGGAGGGCAUAAAUGUUACUUGUAUAUUACAAUGCUGUCACUGUGUGACAUCCCAUAUGAAUUUUGAUGUAGAUCACAUUGCACUCAAUCAGCAGUGAUUACGCUUAGAAAAUACUGUAGUAGCUAGAUGCAGUGUGAAUUUUUUCCAUUAUGGUUUAUAGUUUAAAAAUGUGAUUAUGGUCCUACAAGAUACUUGCUGAGCUAUAAAUCUUUUUUUGUUAAACUAAAUCAUUUAAAUAAUUUUUAUAAAGCUGGGAAUGAUCAAAUGCUGUUUUGUUCAUUGUCAGCAGUGUUGUGUUCAUUUUAUGUAUGUUCCUUAUUUAUAAGGAGCUUCAGAAAAUAAAAUUAUUCAAGGAGCAAA
This is a messenger RNA of Dermochelys coriacea (leatherback sea turtle), 5959 nucleotides long. RefSeq names its product solute carrier family 39 member 10 (gene SLC39A10). Lineage: Eukaryota; Metazoa; Chordata; Testudines; Dermochelyidae. The coding region runs from base 300 to 2927 and encodes 875 amino acids. The record is from RefSeq and is a predicted model, not a curated record. Gene Ontology annotation, biological process: intracellular zinc ion homeostasis; positive regulation of B cell receptor signaling pathway; zinc ion import across plasma membrane. Gene Ontology annotation, cellular component: membrane. The transcript has 11 exons. Gene Ontology annotation, molecular function: zinc ion transmembrane transporter activity.